This is a messenger RNA of Drosophila guanche, 1521 nucleotides long. RefSeq names its product inactive pancreatic lipase-related protein 1. The transcript has 6 exons. Gene Ontology annotation, biological process: lipid metabolic process. Gene Ontology annotation, molecular function: lipase activity. The record is from RefSeq and is a predicted model, not a curated record. Lineage: Eukaryota; Metazoa; Arthropoda; Insecta; Diptera; Drosophilidae. Bases 371 to 1399 code for a protein of 342 amino acids.
GAGAUCAGUCCAACGACGCUUUUUCUGUUGUCUAUUUCGGUGGUUCGUUGUUCGGUCUGGUCUGGUCUGCGCUGCGCCUCUCCAUCUGCUCUCGCAAUCGUCGCGGUCCAAAAGUCAUUCAUUCGAAAAAGCGUCUGUAAAUAUUUACUGGGCAAUACCACGCAGAGUGCCCUCAGUUAUCAAUUCAAAUGCGGUUUUAGGCCCGGCCCGGCCACGCCGCGCCGCUCUACGCCAGCACGCUUUUGGCAGCACUUCGAGUGGUCGCCACUUCAGUCUUGGUUAAUCACUGCCUGGAAGCGGAGGAUAUCCGGAUAACCCACUUGGACACGUACUCGCGUAAUCAAUCAUUUUAUGGACACACCAAACCACAAUGCACAAGGCCAUUAAAAAUAAAUCCAGGCUGCUCUGUGGCCUGAAGAACGCAAAGGCAGAUCUGACAACGGCCAAGUUUAUACUAUAUUACGGGCCCACGGUGGCUGAUAGCGAUAUCUAUGAUCUGAAAGACCACAAGAGUCUGUUGGAGGACGAGAAUUUGGAUUUGGGCAAGAACACGGUGCUCUAUUUGCACGGCUAUGUGGAGGAUCCGGAUGUGGAGAGUGUAAAUGUCAUUGCGGAGGCCUAUCUGGAGCGCAAGGACACAAAUCUGAUCGUCCUCGACUGGGGAGAGCUGGCGGAUGGCAACUAUAUAUUCGAUGCCAUGGUGAAUGCCAAACAACUGGCACCGGAGCUGGCCAAGGUGCUGCUGGAAAUGUUUGACCACGGCUUGGAUAUAGAGAAGUUCCACAUAGUCGGCCACUCGAUGGGCGGACAGCUGGCCGGGAACAUUGGUCGGGAGAUAUUUAAGCGCACCAAAGGUGUUCGAAAGAUCAAAAGAAUUUCGGCUCUAGAUCCCGCCUUUCCGCUGUACUAUCCGCUGGGGGCACAUCUGACUGCCAAUGAUGCGGAGUUCGUGGAUGUCAUACACACAGACGCUUGGCUGUACGGCGCACCGACGAGCACGGGAACGGCGGAUUUUUGGCCCAAUGGCGGGAAAAGCCUACAGCCCGGCUGCCCCAAGCGGAACUACAAAAUGCUCAGCGAUAAUGAUCUGUCUAGUCAUCGGCGAAGCUGGUGGUUCUGGGCCGAAAGCGUCUCGGAUCGUUUUCCGAUAAGGUUCGAUGCCGUUGCGUGUCGGAGCUGGUCGGACUUCAAGCAAAACAAAACCACUGAAACAUGUCCGCCCGUGGUGAUGGGUCAUCACUGUCCCACAACGAUUCAAGGCAACUUUUACUUACAAACCAAUGGACAAACACCUUUUGCCAGGGGCAAGGAGGGUACAAUAUAUGUCGAUCCCAAGGAGCUGCUGGAAAAUACCCAUGGCUACUCCUGCGAGCCGCGCCACUCAAUCAAACCGGUGUGAUUUUCUUUUUAGUUUCGCCGAUUUGUUUUACAUUUAUAAAAUGUAUCGGAAUCUAUGCGUUCUUCUAUGAAAACUUCUUCACAUCACCAGAAAUAUAUACUUAAAUUUUGUUGUUGACCAUA